Molecule: messenger RNA, 1107 nt
Organism: Ziziphus jujuba (common jujube)
Lineage: Eukaryota; Viridiplantae; Streptophyta; Magnoliopsida; Rosales; Rhamnaceae
Product: receptor-like protein 7
Exons: 1
Coding region: 1-1107 (368 amino acids)
Molecular function (GO): protein binding
Source: RefSeq, a predicted model, not a curated record
AUGGGAUUGGCUAUGUUGCUGCUUCUGUUUCUGAAAGUAAGUUUGUUGUAUGGGAUUGUUGUUGCUCAUCAUGAUCAAUAUAACUACUCUUUUACUUCUUUGCAGCCUGCAACUUGCCAUGAUGAUGAGAAGUUAGCCUUGUUACAAUUCAGAGAUAGCUUUCUCAUUAACGAAUCUGCUUCUGGCUAUGAAGGUGCUUACCCCAAGGUUUUACAAUGGAAUUCACAAGGAGAAACAAUUAGUAAUUGCUGUUCAUGGGAUGGCAUGGAGUGUGACGAGGAGACUGGUAAUGUAAUUGCUCUUGACCUUAGCAAUAGUUGUCUUUAUGGUUCUAUCAACUCUACCAGCAGCCUUUUUCGCCUUGUUCAUCUUCAGAGAUUGAAUCUUGCUGAUAACCAUUUCAAUUUCUCUCAGAUUCCUACUUCUAUUGGACAAUUUUCAGGGAUGACCCAUCUUAAUCUUUCCUAUUUUGCAUUUUCUCGUCAAGUCCCUUUCGACAUUUCACAUUUGUCCAACUUAUCCUCCUUGGAUUUGUCUUUCAAUUACAAUCAAAAUAGCGAAAAGGAGAUUUUGGAACUUAAAAAUCCUGAUCUGACAACCUUACUGCAAAAUUUGACUGGUUUACAAAUUCUCAAUCUCAAUUAUGUAGACAUAUCAUCCGUGGUACCCAAUUUCUUUGCAACUUUCACCUCCUUGACAUCGCUCCUUCUUUAUGAUUGCGAACUGCAGGGUGAAUUUCCUGCGACAAUAUUUCAACUUUCAUAUAUACAAAUUCUGAAUAUAGGAUCCAAUAGCAAUCUCACUGGUUAUUUGCCAGAAUUCCUCCGACCUAGUCCUCUCAAAAUAUUAAGACUUGAAGGUACCAAGUUUUCUAGAAGCCUGCCAUCUUCAAUCCAAAUGCUUGAAUCAUUAGAGAGGCUAACUACUGGUGGAUGCUAUUUCUUGGGGCCUAUUCCAUUUUCACUAGGGAAACUCACCAAACUUAGCAUGCUACACCUUGGAGACAACAGUUUAAAUGGAUCCAUCCUGUUUUCUCUUCAGAACCUCACCCAACUCACUUUUCUAGCACUUCAAAGCAAUCAAAUAACAGGUGCAAUCCCAUCUUGA